This is a messenger RNA of Choloepus didactylus (southern two-toed sloth), 5847 nucleotides long. It is a transcript of the gene IQGAP2, whose product is annotated as IQ motif containing GTPase activating protein 2. NCBI's taxonomy places the organism in Eukaryota, Metazoa, Chordata, Mammalia, Pilosa, Megalonychidae. The record is from RefSeq and is a predicted model, not a curated record. Gene Ontology annotation, cellular component: cytoplasm. Gene Ontology annotation, biological process: regulation of GTPase activity; regulation of actin cytoskeleton organization. The coding region runs from base 289 to 5016 and encodes 1575 amino acids. The transcript is spliced from 36 exons. Gene Ontology annotation, molecular function: calmodulin binding; actin filament binding; GTPase activator activity.
ACCUGCUGAGGGUGGCGGCGGCGGCCCGCGAGGGAGCGAGGGAGGAGAGUUCACUUUUACUCCAGGUGUCAGCGCUCGGCGCUGAGUACGCGCUGCGCGCGGCGGCAGUAACGGGCGCCGGCGAAGGAGCCUAAGGGGGAGCGAGUCUCCCACCUCCAGGCGCCCAGCGGAGGGCAGCGAGAGGCCGGAUACGAGCGCGCGUCGGCGCGGGGCGCGGAGACGGCGAGUCUGGCCAGCGAGGGGAGCCGCGGGGGUCGCGCCCUGAGCGGGCCCCCAGAACUGCGCAGGAUGCCCCACGAGGAGCUGCCGUCUCUGCCGAGGCCCCGCUAUGGCUCAAUUGUGGAUGAUGAAAGGCUCUCUGCUGAGGAGAUGGAUGAGAGGAGGCGGCAGAACAUUGCUUAUGAAUACUUGUGCCACCUAGAGGAAGCCAAAAGGUGGAUGGAAGUCUGCUUGGUUGAAGAAUUGCCACCGACCACUGAACUGGAAGAAGGGCUCAGGAACGGAGUUUACCUUGCAAAAUUAGCCAAGUUCUUUGCCCCUAAAAUGGUAUCUGAGAAAAAGAUAUAUGAUGCGGAACAAACACGUUAUAAGAAGUCUGGCCUUCAUUUCCGACACACAGAUAAUACCGUCCAGUGGUUAAGAGCGAUGGAGUCUAUUGGUCUACCCAAGAUAUUUUAUCCAGAAACAACAGACGUCUAUGAUCGGAAAAACAUACCGAGAAUGAUAUAUUGCAUUCAUGCGUUGAGUUUAUAUCUGUUCAAACUAGGAAUAGCCCCCCAGAUCCAGGAUUUGUUGGGCAAAGUAGACUUCACAGAAGAGGAAAUCAGUAAUAUGAGAAAGGAACUCGAGAAAUACGGAAUACAGAUGCCCUCUUUCAGCAAAAUAGGAGGUAUUCUAGCCAACGAACUCUCUGUGGAUGAAGCUGCAUUGCAUGCUGCUGUUAUAGCUAUUAAUGAAGCUAUUGAAAAAGGAAUAGCAGAGCAGACCAUUGUAACGCUGAGAAACCCAAAUGCAGUUUUAACUUUAGUGGAUGACAGCCUUGCACAGGAAUAUCAGAAAGAACUCUGGGGAGCCAAAAAGAGAAAAGAGGAAACUUCACGGCUGAAGAAUAACUGUAUUUCAGAAGAAGAAAGAGAUGCUUAUGAAGAACUGCUGACACAAGCAGAAAUCCAAGGAAAUAUCAAUAAAGUCAACAGACUGGCUGCAGUGGACCGCAUCAAUGCUGCGAUUCGGGAAGGUGACCCCGAGAAUACGCUGCUUGUGCUGGAGAAGCCUGAGGCCCAGCUGCCUGCCGUUUAUCCCUGUGCUGCUGCCAUGUAUCAGAACGAACUUUUCAACCUCCAGAAGCAGAAUGCCAUGAACUACUUGGUCCACGAGGAACUUUCAAUUGCAGUAGAAAUGUUGUCUGCUGUUGCUUUACUAAACCAGGCCUUGGAAACCAACGAUCUUGUGUCUGUGCAGAAUCAACUCAGAAGCCCAUCAAUGGGCUUCAAUAAUCUGGAUGAGGCAUGUGUGGAACGUUAUGCAAAUACAUUACUCUCCAUUAAAUUAGAAGCCUUAUCCCAAGGGCAAGAUAACUUAACCUGGAAUGAAAUUCAGAAUUGUAUCGAUAUGGUUAAUAGUCAAAUUCAAGAAGAAAACGACCGAGUCAUUGCUGUAACAUACAUCAAUGAAGCUAUUGAUGAAGGGAAUCCUUCGAAGACUCUAGAUUCCUUGCUGUUACCAACAGCAAAGAUUAGAGAUGUGGAUCCAGACUUUGCCCAGCACUACCAGGAUGUUUUACACCAUGCUAAAUCACAGAAACUCAGGGACUCUGACAAUGCAUCUAAAAUUCUUUGGUUGGAUGAGAUCCAGCAAGCAGUGAAUGAGGCCAACAUGGACAAGGACAAAGCAAAAGACUGGAUUACUCUGGUGGUUGAUGUUAAUCAGUAUUUGGAGAAAGAAAACCCAGGUGAUAUUUUGUCUGCAUUGACAUCUCCCAGUUUAAAGGCAAAUGACAUACUUCCUGAAUGUGCCGACAGGUACCAUGAUGCCCUCAUGAAAGCAAAAGAAGACAAACGUGCAAGUGUGUCUAGUGAAGGGUCGUGGCUCAAAUUCGCCCUUCGGGAAAGAUACAAGUACUAUUACAACGUCGAUUCAACGGAGAGUUCCUGGAUCACACCUGAAACAGGCUCACUUAAAGAAUCAUGGCUCCAGGGAAAAGAAAUUGAGGAAAUUAUUGAGGAAACUACGAAAAACUACAUUCGUGACAAGAUGUGGACUGCUUCAGAAGAAACAGUUCUUCGAUUUCAAGCCACAAGUUCAGGAGCCCAACUUAAGCAAGAGUUUGAAACUAGAAAAUCAUUUUUGUAUGACCAAGAAGAGAAUGUGGUCAAAAUACAGGCUUUUUGGAAGGGACGUAAAAAACGGAAAGAGUACAUGAGCAGGCGGCAAACAUUCAUUGAUAACACUCCUUCUAUUGUGAAGAUUCAGUCCUGGUAUCGAAUGGUAGCAGCAAGAAAGAGCUACCUUUCACGACUGCAGUAUUUCAAAGAUCACAAAAAAGAAAUUGUGAAAAUACAGUCGCUAUUGAGAGCAAACAAAGCUAGAGAUGAUUACAAAACAUUGGUUAAUUCCAAAAACCCACCAUUGACAGUAAUCCGCAGAUUUGUACACCUGUUGGAGCAAAGUGACUUAGAUUUCCAGGAGGAGCUGGAAGUAGCACGAUUAAGGGAAGAAGUGGUAACCAAAAUCAGAGCCAAUCUGCAGCUGGAGAAAGACCUGAACCUGAUGGACAUCAAAAUUGGACUCCUGGUGAAGAACAGGAUCACACUACAGGAUGUAAUUUCACACAGCAAAAAGUUGAAUAAGAAAAAAGGAGGAGAAAUGCAAAUAUUGAAUAAUGCUGAAAACCAGGGAAUCAAAAGUUUGAGUAAGGAGAGAAGAAAAACACUAGAAACUUAUCAGCAGCUGUUUUACCUCUUACAGACCGAUCCUUCCUACCUGGCUAAGCUGAUUUUCCAGAUGCCACAGAACAAGUCAACUAAAUUUAUGGAUACUGUUGUUUUCACGCUAUAUAAUUAUGCAUCUACUGAGCGAGAAGAAUAUCUACUCCUCAAACUUUUUAAAACUGCUCUGGAGGAAGAAGUAAAAUCUAAAGUGGACCAGGUACAAGAGAUAGUUACUGGAAACCCUACAAUCAUCAAGAUGGUCGUCAGCUUCAACAGAAGUGCCCGUGGUCAGAACACCCUGCGCCAGCUCCUAGCCCCAGUGGUGAGAGAGAUCAUUGACGACCAUUCCCUCAUCAUCAAUACGAAUCCAGUAGACGUGUACAAGUCUUGGGUGAACCAAUUGGAAACACAGACUGGGGAGGCCAGCAAUCUGCCUUAUGAUGUAACCACAGAACAAGCUCUGACAUACCCGGAAGUGAGAAAUAAACUGGAGGCAUCCAUCAAGAACCUGAGAAGGGUCACUGACAAAGUCCUGAAUUCCAUCAUUUCUUCCCUUGAUCUGCUGCCUUAUGGAUUGAGGUAUAUAGCCAAAGUACUGAAGAAUUCGAUCCAUGAGAAAUUCCCUGAUGCAACAGAAGAUGAGCUAUUAAAGAUUGUUGGAAACCUCUUGUACUAUCGGUACAUGAACCCAGCCAUCGUUGCCCCUGAUGGCUUUGAUAUCAUCGACAUGACAGCUGGGGGCCAGAUAAAUUCUGACCAACGGAGAAACUUGGGCUCAGUGGCCAAGGUUCUUCAGCACGCAGCCUCCAACAAGCUGUUUGAAGGAGAGAAUGAGCAUCUCUCACCUAUGAACAAUUAUUUAUCAAAGACAUAUCAAGAAUUCAGGAGAUAUUUCAAAGAAGCAUGUAAUGUCCCUGAGCCAGAAGAGAAGUUCAAUAUGGACAAAUACACAGACAUGGUGAUGGUCAACAAACCAGUCAUUUAUAUUUCAGUUGAUGAAAUCAUCAGCACGCAUUCACUUCUAUUAGAACACAAGGAUGCAAUUGCACCUGAGAAAAAUGACUCACUGAAUGAAUUGUUGGAGUUGCUGGGAGAGGUACCUACUGUGGAAUCUUUUCUUGGGGAAGGAGUGGUUGACCCCAAUGACCCUAACAAGGAAAACACACUAAGUCGACUCUUAAAAACUGAGAUUUCCCUUUCCUUGACAAGCAAGUAUGACUUAAAGGAUGGUGAGGCUAUAGAUGGACAAAGCCUCAAGAUAAAGACCAAAAAGCUGAUAAUUGAUGUGAUCCGGAGCCAGCCAGGGAGCACGUUGACAGAAAUCUUAGAGAUGCCAGCAACAGCACAACAGGAAAUAAAUCACACCAAAGACAUGCUGAACCGUGAGAUUAUGGAUUCCAAAACUCCAGAAGAAAUGAAGCAUGGCCAAUUUAUGAUUGAAGAUACUAAUUUGCCUCUUGAGCAAAAGAAGAGGAAAAUCCAGAGGAAUCUUCGGACAUUGGAACAAACUGGACACGUGUCAUCCAAAAAUAAAUACCAAGACAUUCUCAAUGAGAUUGCCAAGGAUAUUCGAAAUCAAAGAAUCUAUCGUAAGGUUCGAAAAGAUGAAUUGGCAAAACUUCAGCAGACCCUGAAUGCACUUAACAAGAAGGCGGCAUUUUAUGAGGAACAAAUUAAUUAUUAUGAUACCUACAUAAAGACUUGUUUAGACAACUUACAAAGAAAAAAUACUCGGAGGUCAAUUAAACUAGAAGGAAAGGGAGAACCCAAAGGGCCGAAGAGAGUGAAGCCUGUGAGGUAUACCGCAGCAAAGCUGCAUGAGAAGGGGGUCCUGCUAGACAUCGAAGAACUCCAGACAAACCAGUUUAAAAAUGUUACAUUUGAUAUCAUACCUACUGAAGAUGUGGGCAUCUUUGACAUCACUUCAAAAUUCCUGGGUGUUGAGAUGGAAAAGGUGCAGAUUGAUAUUCAGGAUUUACUUCAAAUGCAAUAUGAAGGAGUAGCUGUAAUGAAAAUGUUUGAUAAGGUUAAGGUCAAUGUAAACCUUCUCAUAUACCUGCUGAACAAGAAAUUCUAUGGAAAAUGAAGUGCCUGAAAGAAUUUCAUGGAUUCUGUAUCACCUGAACUGGGAAAUGCAUUUGUUUAGUAUUUUUGUUUUAAACAUGAUUGAAAUCACUGCUAAUAAACGUGUGAUUUUUUUAAAGACCAAAACUGUUCUGAAGAAUGUACCCAUGUGCCUUUUUGAUAAUUUGAUACUACAGUAGAAUGAUACACAAAAUGAAUUAAGGUAAACACUUCCACAUUGUAUUGUGGUAUAGGUACUCUGAUUUAAAACGUUAGCCACUCUGUGAUCUGUUUUGCUUUUAAAGUAGGGAGAAAUAAAUGUAGUUGACUAGGGACAAAUGUGUAAACCUAUUUUCCUAUGAAAAAUUUUUAAAUGUCCCACUUGAAUAAUGUAAUUCUUCAUAGAUGUUUUUAAUCUGUGGAGCAAUGGAAACUUAAUUAUUUGUAAUAAAUGCUUUAGACAGAUACUUAGUUCCAAGCCCUGUCUUCUAGGAGUUGUCAAUUUUAAAGAGAACUUUUGUGCAAUUCAAAAUGAAGUUUUUAUAAGUAAUUGAAAGUGACAAUAUAAUAACACUUUCUGUAUAAAAGUAUAUAUUUUAUGUGAUUUAUUCCUACUAAAUGAAAGUGCACUACUGUGUCACUUAAGGACUCAUGUACCCAGAGCCUUUAAGUGACCAAGGAACGAUGCAGACAGCCACCAUAGGCUGCCGCCUCCAUCCCUCAUGAUUCAUUUGAAUACUUCAAUUGUGCCUCUCAAUAUUUUGUAAUGCAAUAAAAUUAGUAUCUAGAUGGUUUUUAAAUGUAUUUGUUGGAAAUUGUUUUAUGUAAAAUAAAUGUUACUUAAUUACAUUAA